Molecule: messenger RNA, 4277 nt
Organism: Myodes glareolus (Bank vole)
Lineage: Eukaryota; Metazoa; Chordata; Mammalia; Rodentia; Cricetidae
Source: RefSeq, a predicted model, not a curated record
ACCAGGCUGGCCUCGAACUUAUAAAGAUCCACCUGCCUCUGCCUUCCGAGUGCUGGGAUUAAAGGCAUGCAUCAGCACCGCCCGGCCGCACACAUUUUAACUAUGUGUAUGUGUAUAGAUAUGUGCAGGUGAGUGUGGGGCCUGUGGAGGUCAGAGUACCAGACUCCCGAGAGUUACAGGCAGUUGUGAGCACUUGAUUUGAAGGCUGUAAACCAAACUUCGAUCCUCUGAAAAAACAGUAUAAGCUCUUAACCACUCUGAAAAAACAGUAUAAGCUCUUAACCACUAAGCCAUCUCUCCAGCCCCUUCUUUUCUUUUCCUUCCUUCCUUCCUUCCUUCCUUCCUUCCUUCCUUCCUUCCUUUCUUUCUUUCUCUCUCUCUUUUUUGAGAUAAAAUUUCAUGUAUGCCAGGCUGGCUUUGAACUCACAUAGCCGAGGAUGACCUUAGACUUUGGGUCUUCCAGCUUCCAUCUCUCCAUGCCUGUGCUGUACAGCACUGUGAACUAAAGCCAGGGUUUGGUGAACUAACAUUAAGCAAGUACUCUACUGACAGCUACAUCUCCAGUUCUUCUUUCUAAUUUGCUACGUAGUUGAGGAUGACCUUGAACUCCUAAUACCCCUGACUCUACUUCCCAGCUGUAAAGAUUGCAGGCCUGCACCACCACACCUAGUUUUGGAUGGUUGAUAUCAAAGGACAGAAACCCAGGCCUUGUGGACUGAGGCAAAACAAGAAUUUAUUGGCUUGUACCACUACAGUUCAGUGGGAGGCUAAAGCCUAGGCAUAGCUGGACCCAGAAGUCCCAUGAUGCUCCCUGUCCUUACUCUGCCACCCUUGGAUUUUGACAGUCCGCUCCUCGUGGUUGUAUCUCCAGGACACAGCAUCAUGCCUGGCACACAGUCCAGACAGCUGUGGCAACUCCAGCCUCACUCCUCCCAGCUUUGCAAUCCUGACAAAAACCUCUCUCCUUCUUAACCAUUGGUCAGAACUCCAAUCUGGACUUCCAGGUGCCCAGUGCGGAGUUCCACCAUCCCUGAGGUGGUCACAGGGCCCAAAGACUCACUCCUCUCACAUGGGCAGGUCAUGUUCCCACAUCCUCAAGGCUCUGAAAGGAACUUUUCCAGGUCCACCCGCAGGGCAGGCCAAGUGCUAGGCCGGAGCCCUCUCUUCCACCACCACCGGAAGCCUGGUUCCUGGGGCUCUAUGCUCUACAGCCAGCUGCAGUCCUCAGAGCUGAGCAGCAGGCCCUCACUGGGUCCACAGUGAGAGGAAGGGAUGGGAGAGCCUGUGGUCCCAGAAGGAGGGCUAUGGAAUUUCUACCCAAGGAAACAAAAGAAGGGGCCCCAGUCCCAGGCUGCAGCUGCUUCUUCAUAUUCAAAAUGGAGCUUUCAGUUCCACUUGGUUCCCACUCCGCAGUGCUGGAAGGGGAAGUAAAAAGGGAGAAGAGAAAGCAGAUGCCUGUCCCCCUGCUGCCUUGUGCUGGCUUUGCCAACUGUAGCCUGGGGGGACCAGAAUUAUCCUAAUGGGGAUUCUGUCCCCUACCUACUGUCCCCCAGGUACCAGGGACUGGCAUAAGGAACCGACCUCAGUCUGUCUGGAGGUGGGUUCCAAGGUACUCAGACUGGAUGCCACACAGGGUCAGGGCUGGGUGAUACCUGGAAUAGAGGGUAUAACCCUGUAAGCAAGGGAACACAGCUACCGUAAGUUUCUCAGGCUCAGAGGGAUUGGAUAGUAGGCCCUAAGCCACACAGCAGGCUGGGUCUUAGCCUGACUCAGAAGAAGGAAGCCAAGUCUUAACCCCACCAUCCUGCACCUUUGCUGCUAAAUUCACAAGGCUGGGAUACAGCAAGGGGGUUUCCCAGCGUCGUUUCCCAGCAGGCAGGGAGUCCAAGUUUGGAAGCCUCAUCUCAGGUCCAGCAGGAGCAGGGAAUGUUAGUAGGUGGUGACUCAGGCUUCCAGCUCCUGCCUCUGUCCCACAGGCUUCCUCGUCCCUCCAGACACGGAGGAUCAGUCAAAGGGCGUUCUGCGACUAAGAGUACCAAGAGCGCUGAGUCAGUUCUUCCUGGCGUCUGCACUCAUUUGACUGUGCUGCAGAACCGACCUCAUAGUUGUGAUCUGGACUAAGAAAAGGAAGCAAGUAGAGGUUGUCCCUCGGUGGGUGAGGGCUGCAGUGUUUUUGCUGGUGGUUUACCCAGAUACCUGGAGUAGAGAUGGGCAGAAGAUGCCUGGCCUCAUAGCGAUACUCCUGGCUGGACACGCAAGUGGCUGCUGUGAGCUGCAUUGAGAGGGUCUUCAAAGUUGCCUCAACCCUGACUGACCCUGGGCCACAGGAGACUGUCCUGGGAACAUCACAAGGAGCUAGCUACUAGGAAGAAGGUGGCAACUGUCACAUUGUAGCCAGCAGCUGAGAGAGCCAGGUGGGAGCUGAGGACCAGCUUGGAUCCAUUCCCUGAACUGCCCUCCCCCACCCAUUUGCCUCAGUGGCUCCCCGCCAAAACCCAUCUUUAGGCCACCAUCCCCGAAGAACAAUGAGCUGUGACUGACAGAACAUGGGUUCUGAAGGUGGCGUUUUCCUCAGUGGGCUCUCAGUGUGUGCACUGUCCACAGGGGUAAACUAAGAGCCACCCGAGCUCUCUGCCCUGGACCCAACCUGCCUUGAAGACGUGGAGAAACACCAAACCUGGUACUUCCUCAUAGAGGGCUUCCAUCUGCAUGAGACAGAUUCUCCAAGCAUAGGAAAAGCAGUUGGGCAGUAAUGGAGCGGGAUAAUGGCACCAUCCAGGCACCAGGCUUGCCGCCCACUACGUGUGUCUACCGUGAGGAUUUCAAGCAACUGCUGCUACCCCCGGUAUACUCAGUGGUGCUGGUGGUCGGCCUGCCACUGAACAUCUGUGUCAUCGCUCAGCUCUGCGCAUCCCGUCAGACCCUGACGCGUUCAGCUGUGUACACCCUGAACCUGGCACUGGCAGAUCUGCUGUAUGCCUGCUCACUGCCCCUGCUUAUCUAUAACUACGCCAGAGGGGACCAUUGGCCCUUCGGAGACCUGGCCUGUCGCCUCGUGCGUUUUCUCUUCUAUGCCAACCUACAUGGUAGCAUCCUGUUCCUCACCUGCAUUAGCUUCCAGCGCUACCUGGGUAUCUGCCACCCCCUGGCCUCCUGGCACAAGCGUGGAGGUCGCCGUGCUGCCUGGGUGGUAUGUGGAGCUGUGUGGUUGGCUGUGACAGCUCAGUGCCUGCCCACAGCAGUCUUUGCUGCCACAGGCAUCCAACGCAACCGCACUGUCUGCUAUGACCUGAGCCCACCCAUCCUGUCCACCCGCUACCUGCCCUAUGGCAUGGCUCUCACGGUCAUCGGCUUCUUGCUGCCCUUCACAGCCUUACUGGCCUGCUACUGUUGCAUGGCCCGCCGCCUGUGCCGCCAGGAUGGCCCAGUAGGACUUGUGGCCCAAGAGCGGCGCAGCAAGGCAGCCCGUAUGGCUGUGGUGGUGGCGGCUGUCUUCGCCAUCAGUUUCCUUCCUUUCCACAUCACCAAGACAGCUUACUUGGCAGUGCGGUCGACACCCGGUGUCUCUUGCCCUGUACUGGAGACAUUUGCAGCUGCCUACAAAGGCACUCGGCCCUUUGCCAGUGCCAACAGUGUACUGGACCCUGUCCUCUUUUACUUCACACAGCAGAAGUUCCGGCGGCAGCCACAUGAGCUCCUACAGAAGCUCACAGUCAAGUGGCAGAGGCAGAGUCUGAGGCCCCAGGGCAAGCCCUGAGGCACUGGCAGCUGUGUAUUUGCCAUGGGGGCCAUGGUGCCAGAAGCUUCCCCCACAAGUCCAAAUUAUUCAGAGAAGUAAAACUUGGUUCAACAGGCCUGGGUCCGGCCCUAAAGAAGUUCUACAUCAACCACAAAGCUAAGACACCUAUAUUUCAGAGGCCGGUCAGUUCAUGCUUGUUAUCCCAGAACUCAGGAUGUUACGACUGGAGGAUAAAAAGCUCCAGGCCAGCCUGAUACAUGGGGGAACCCUGUCUCAGACAAUCAAGAGUUGGGGCUAUAGUUCAAUAGCACGGGUUCAAUCCCUAACACUGCAAAAUUCAAUAAAGGCCUUUCCCCCAGCCCUUCUUGUUUACAAGGGGAAGGGGAAGGCUGGGGCAUGAUCAUGAACAUGAAGUCAAGGUUUUGAUUCCUGGGACCCACUUCUUAGAAGGAGUGAGAAGCUGGGGGAGGCUCGUGUUCCCAUUCAUUUGCCAAAACUUUUGCAUAAGAGAGAUAAAUAAAUGUAAUUUUGUGGGUUU